CGUUGUUUUCCCACCGUUAACCCUUUCACCGACUCCGGGACGAAAAGCAAUCGGGAAUGGCUCGGAUAUAUGGGACGUCAGUCAGCUUUGAAAUUACAGAGCAGGCUUGCCAGGCAGGAUGGGGACUUGGCUGAUCCUGGAUGUAUAAAACACAGACAGAGAAGCCGCUCUCCUUGUAUUCAAUCAACAAACAACCCUAAAAAUAUCAACUGGCCGGCUGUCUGCUGUCCUGGAGCCUUGAAUCAUCUAUAAAUCAGGGCUUUCUGAACUGGGUUAGGGUGGCUCUGAUCUGUUUAGCGUAUAGCGAGACGUUUUUAACACGCGCCCACCCCCCCCAGUGUGCGCUUUCAACACAAAGACUUUUCUACUGCUUCUGGAAAGUUUUGAAGUUCUAAAAGCACCCCCACGCAACCCAAGACUGUUUUCAGGAACUGUCUUGCCCACGUUAAUAUGCAAACCCCAUCUGUUAGUAAUUACAUAAUUACACCCUCUCUCUGUGGGACAGCCAGCCUUUACGACAGCCCUUAUUACUGGCAUGCCUGUGUCUCCCUUCCUCCCUUCUCCCUCCUCCACCUCCCUUUCUCUCUCACUUCUCCUCAGAUGCUCUGCUUGGCAACAUGAAAUCCUCCCAUGUCCUCCUGUGUUCCUGUGUCCUUAUAAUGUUAGCUAGCCUGACUGGGGUUUCAGGGCAGGGUGAAACUACACCAGGGAGAACCAACUAUACCAGGCCGGUUUUCCUGUGUGGAGGGGAGCACGUGGCAGAGUCUGGCUUCAUCGCCAGUGAAGGAUUCCCCAGCCACUACAAACCCAACAGCAAGUGUACCUGGUACAUAACGGUCCCAGAGGGUAACGUGGUGAUGCUGUCCUUCCGUAUCUUUGAUCUGGAGGCAGACCCACAGUGCCGCUACGAUUUCCUGGAGGUGUACAACGGCCACGCCCGCACCUCCCAGCGCCUCGGCCGCUUCUGCGGCACCUUCCGCCCCGGCUCCAUCAUCUCCACCGGCAACAAGAUGAUGGUGGAGAUGGUGUCGGACUCGGGGACCACGGGCCGCGGCUUCAUCGUGGCGUUCAGCGCGGGCAAACCGCACGUUGACGAGCACCACUUCUGUGGAGGGAAGCUCACGAAACCACAAGGAUCUCUACAGACGCCAAACUGGCCCGAGAGCAACUACCCAGCAGGCAUCAGCUGCUCCUGGCACAUCGUCGUCCCUAACAACCAGGUGAUCGAGGUCUCCUUUGACAAGUUUGACGUGGAGCCCGACAGCUACUGUCGCUAUGACUACGUGGCUUUCUUCAGCGGGGGGGAAUUGGACAACUCCAAACUCAUCGGAAAAUACUGCGGAGACGAGGCACCAGAAACCUUCAUCUCGAACAGCAGUGAGUUGCUGGUCCAGUUUGUGUCUGACCUCAGUGUGACCAGCGAUGGCUUCAUGCUUACCUACAGCGCACACCCCAGGGGGUCCAAACCCACCACACCAGAGAGGGGGGUCCGACCGGCAGCCAAGCCCGCCCCCUGGCCCAAACCCACCAAGCCUGCGAAACCAGUCAAACCAACAAAACCAGUCAAGCCCGCCCCCGUGCCCAAACCCACCAAGCCUGCGAAACCAGUCAAACCAACAAAACCAGUCAAGCCCGCCCCCGGGCCCAAACCCACCAAGCCUGCGAAACCAGUCAAACCAACAAAACCAGUCAAGCCCUCCCCCGGGCCCAAACCCACUAAGCCUGCGAAACCAGUCAAACCAUCAAAACCACUCAAGCCCGCCCCCGGGCCCAAAUCCACCAAGCCUGCGAAACCAGUUAAACCAACAAAACCAAUCAAGCCUGCCCUCGGGCCCAAACCCACCAAGCCUGCGAAACCAGUCAAACCAACAAAACCAGUCAAGCCCAUUCCCAGACCGGGGGCCAGACCCACCCCCAAGCCAGGCAGCAGAGCCGGGACGAAGCCAGCAGUGAGACCCGGAGGCAGGAACAGCACCAGAACCAUCCCAGAGAGCGGGGAGCCCCUGUGUGAGCAGCGCUGUCGGAGGGGCGGGACCCUGCAGAGUCACUUCUGCAGCAGCGAGUUUGUGAUCACGGGUAAGGUAACGACGGCUGUGUCGGGCCCCGGGGACACGAUGUUCGCCACAGUCUCUCUCAUCAAGGCCUACAAGGCGGGCAGCCUGCGGCUCCAGCAAGCGGGCGAGACCACGAGCGUGAAGCUGGUCUCGAGCUGCAAGCUCUGCCCCCUCAUCCGCCGAGGCUCUAACUACAUCCUGAUGGGGCAGGUGGAUGCGGAGGGGCGUGGCACUCUCUCUCCCAGCAGCUUCACUCUGCUCUACAAGACCCCCCACCAGAAGAUCCUGACCAAUCUCACAGCACGGCCCUGCUGACCUCACUCGGACCCGACCAAUCAGAGCCACGCCCCGCCCACAGCGUUGGAAGGCUGAGAGGAGGACCAGCCGGGGACAGUCGGUUCUGACUCCUCCCAUUUUCCUUUUAGUCAUUUUUUUUUUUUUUUUUUAAUCAAAUAUUACAAAUAUUAAUGAAUUAAAAUGCAGUAAUACAUUAGUAAAGGCUACUAUAAGCGAUGGCCAAAAAUGAAAUAUUUCCGCUGGAAGUUGUUUCACCUUUAAUGGAACUACCUGAGCAGGUACCUCUGCAGGGCUCGGCUUAUUGUUUUCGGGGUGCUGAAUUCCAGACGGACCCGCGUGUGCGAUUCGGAUCACUGUUACGGUUUACUACUUUGCAUCGAUUUUUUUAACACGAGUGCCUUCUUAAAGCAAUCCCCUCUUUGCAUAUCAAUACCGUCUCGACCGUGAACGACAGACCCGGGCUGCUGAUUGACGCCACUCACACCGGAGACGUCGGGACAGAGGGAAGGAGACACCUCUUCACACAGAGAGCGGUGAGGGGGUGGGACAUGCUACCCAGGGUCACCUAGUCCCGCUAUCCAGACAGAAGCACUCGGAUCCUCCAAGACACGACUUGACCGCCUCCUCUGGAUCGUAAACUAUCUUUCAGCAGCAAGUGGCCAGCGUGCAGAUAUAGCUUGUGAUAGUUCCAUUAAAGUAGUUAUUUGAACAGAUGGAUAUUAUAUUUGAUACUCAUUCCAGACUGGGGGCGGCGUUUCUUUUCAUUAAAAAGGACAGCGAUGUGAGGGGGGGGGGGGGGACCAAACUGUAGCACAGUUUACAAAUCAUUUGUUUUAAUUUUUUACCAAAAGCGUCGGUGUAUUUUCUCCGACCCGACUUUGUGUGUUUCAAAUCAUCGAUUCAAAGAGGAACGUUGCUUUGUUAUUAUUCGUAUUAAUUUGUUGAUUAAGCAUAUCACAUUUAAACUUUCCGUUUCUGAUCUGUAGCCCCGCGUGUCAGUUGCCAGACGCUUUGUUCGUUAUAAAUCACAAGCGUAUUUCUGAGGAGCGGGGUAACUUUUCAGGGAUGUCUAUUGAGCAAAGGGUCUGAGUUGUGGGGUAUUUGGGCAACUAAUACCCCACCCGACACAAAACAGCAGGGUUUGAUCAUUUUAUAUGGAUACUAAUAUUAAUGAUUUUUUAUGAUCCUGUAUAAAAAUUGGUCUGUUAUAAAUUA
Polyodon spathula (Mississippi paddlefish) is the source of this 3566-nucleotide messenger RNA. RefSeq names its product procollagen C-endopeptidase enhancer 2-like. The record is from RefSeq and is a predicted model, not a curated record. NCBI's taxonomy places the organism in Eukaryota, Metazoa, Chordata, Actinopteri, Acipenseriformes, Polyodontidae. The coding region runs from base 618 to 2369 and encodes 583 amino acids. Gene Ontology annotation, molecular function: protein binding. The transcript is spliced from 10 exons.